AUGUCACGUUAUCCAUGCACAUUCAAUGAUAUUCCAACAAUAUUAAUUGAACCAUUUAUAUUACGUGGUUAUCGUUCACUUCAUCAACCAUGGUCUUAUUAUUGGAAAUCAUUAUUUCAUAAACAUAAUGAAACAAUAAAUGUUUGGAGUCAUUUAAUAGGUAUAUUACAUAUGGGAUAUUUAUUAUAUUAUUAUAAUCAACGAUUACUAUUUUAUGAAAAUUCUCAUUCAUGGCCAUUUGCUGUAUCAUUAUGUACAGCUAUAAUUAUGUUUAUAUGUUCAGCAUUUGCACAUUUAUUACAUUCAAAAUCCGAAACCAUUCAUAGAACGUGUUUUGCAAUUGAUUAUGUUGGUGUUAGUUUACAUGGUUUUGGUUCAGGUUUUCUUCAUAUUUAUUAUUCAGCACCACAAUGGUAUUAUGAUAAAAUUGAAUAUCAAUAUGUAUUUAUGCUUCUUUUACUUAGUAUUUUUGCUUGUCUUUUAAAUUGUUUUGCUCAAUAUUAUUUUCAUCCACCUUAUCCACCAUUAAAACGUAUUUGUCAAUUUUUACCAUGUGGAAUUUUAUGGAUUUAUUCAGUUAUUCCAUUAAUUAUUGGUUUACUUUCAUGUCAAUUUCCAUCAGAUUUAAAUUCAAUAUGUCAUUUAGGACAGGUGAUAUUAUUUCUUAUUGGUGCAACACUUUUUGCUUUCGAUUUACCGCAACGUUUUUGGCCCGGUGCUUUAGAUUUUAUUGGUCAAAGUCAUCAUUUAUUUCAUUUAUGUAUUUAUUUUGUAACUGUAUGUCAAAUGCAUGGUGUUUAUUGGGAUUAUGAAAAAAAUCAAAAAAUAAUUGAUCAAAGAAGUAAACCAGAUUUAAUAUUUUGUGUUGGUUCAAUGAUUUCUCUUAUUUUAUUGGAUAUUAUUAUUGUUUGGUAUUUCCGACGACGUCUCCUCAUCUAUUCGGACAGACAUGAUUAUGAUGCAUAUGGAAUACGUAUAGCUAGUACAGAUUAUUUUGUUGUACUUGCUCAAAAUGAUGGUCUUCGUUAUGUUGUUUCAAUGGCUCCUUUUGGAAUGGAAUAUGUAUGCGGUUAUAAUUAUAAUUCAUCAAAUGAUUUUGUUAUUAGUAUAGCUGUCGGUCGACGGCAAAAUUUUUCACAAUUAUCAUUUGUUUAUUUACGAACCAAUUCCACAAAUGGUCAAUAUCAAAAAUUAGGUUUAUUUACAUUUUCACGUAGAAAUAGAACUACUAGUUCAUCAAAUUACUCGUGUAAUCAAAGAUUAAGUAGAAAUGAAGGAGAACAUGAUGUGAAAAUAUGGAAACGUGAACCAUCUGAAUUGUCAACAUUACAAGUCGAUCUUUAUGGAAAAUAUGCAUAUGGUUUUCUUUCACAAGAUAUUUUUAUUUAUGAUAUUGAAAAUAACUAUGUCAAAAGUCUUCUAUGGAAUGAUAUAUUUCCAUCGAUCAAUAUUAAACCUCAUGCAUUAGAUAUAAGUGAGACAAAUGAUGAAUUUUCAAUAGCAAUUAUUGCUGGCUAUUAUGAAAUUGAUAUUGAAAAAAAUUUACCAUCUGUUUAUCUUGUUCGUUUAAAUCCUCCUUAUAAUAUGACUCUUGUUGAUAAUUAUACUUUAUUUUCUGAUAAUCAAAAAUUUGUUCGUGGACGUUAUGUUUUUACUUAUGAAUUUGAUUAUGUUAUGUCUGUUUCAAUUCAUGAUGCAACUCAACAAGUUCUUAUUGGUGUACCACAAUUACGUAAAACAUAUCUUUUUUCAUUUAAUAGUACAAAUUUAACAUUAAUUAAUACAUUUAAUCAUUCAGCACGUUCAACAAGUUGGCUUGAUGAUGAUGGUAUACAAGCAGGUUUACUUCUUAGUGAUCAAGCUACACUUCCUUGGGCAAAAUCUCGAAUACAUGUAGUAAAUACAACAUCUGAAGAUAUAUUAUAUUGUUAUCCUAAUAAUCAACAAACAUUAGAACAAUGGUCAAAUACACCUCCAACAUUUAUUCGAUUAACAAAAACAUAUGAUCAUCAAUUAGUUAUACUUACUGGAGAUGGAACUUUAGUACUAAUUCCUUCAGUUGAUGCAGGUUACUAUAUGAAAACAGAUGAUAUUAAUAGUGUAUUACAGCAUCCAUUAGCAUGUCCACGUGGAACUUAUAAAAGUAUGCGAGGUCCAACACCAUGUACAAUAUGUCCAACAAUGACUAAGAGUUCUCCUAUUAGUGUAUCAUUUAAUUCAUCACAUGGAAUGUAUGUAGGAUAUCCAACUAUAGAAUGUAUUAAUUGUUCGUCAAAUUCUUUCUGUCCUCUCGCUUCGGUCAAUGAUGUAAAUCAAUCAAUUUUUCAAUCGAAAAGUCAAGCUUAUGCUUAUCCUACAUCAUCUUCAAUGGCAUCAUUCGAUGAUAUUCUCAUGGAAAAUACAUUUAGUCUAGAAAUAAGAUCUAUUCGAUGUCUUCUCAUUUCACCAUUUUUUUGGUCUCUAAUUACAUUAUUUCUUGCUUUUAUUAUUCUACUUAUUAUGGGAAUCUUAUACCAUUCUCCAACAGGAAAGAAGCAUUUUGAACGUCUUGAAUGGCUUUUGCGUCAUUCUGAUCUUAUUGGUAAUGGAGAAUUAUGGUUUGGUGGACUUAUUUCAUUUGCUAUCAUUAUUCUUAUCAUCUAUAGUUUUUGGUUUGGUACCGUUUUUGUUGUCAAAUAUCCAUUAGAAACAUCAAAUGAUUCUUAUUUUGUAUGUGAUACAUCAUUAAAAAAUACUCAAUUUAGUUCAGCUCUACAAUUAUUAGCUAUUAUUAAAUCUAAGGAAGAAACACCUAUAUUUGAUAUGCUUGAUAUGCAAGAAUUUACUAUAACUGUCAAUUUUGUACAAACAGGUUAUACUUGUAAUGAUGUUACUGCACAAAAAAAUAUUGGCACUUAUUCAGUAGCAUUACCACCUACUAAUUGUACUGUGCAAUCAGAUAAUACUACGCUUACUGUCGUAUACCGUGUGCCUUAUCAUAAAAUGACUAUACAAAUAAAUUUAACAGGAUCAUAUUAUAUUGGUGGUAUUUUUAUAUGUCUUACGGGUCCUCGUAUUACAACGAAUGAUUCAUCAUAUAUCGUUCAAAAUUUAGACUAUUGUCAAUUGUUUAAUACAUCCGAUCAAACUCUUGGUCACACAACAGAAAUCAAUUUUGCUCUUACAAAAGUGAUUAAUCGAACAGAAUCAUUAGAUUAUAGUGGUUCAACUAAUUAUAGUGGUAUAUGGAUUCCGACAUCAACUCAUGGAUCAUUGAAUGAUCGUCUUGUUUAUUUACAACAAGGUGCUUUUCUUCGUUAUUUAUCUACACAACAUACAUUGAUCAUCAGUUUUAGUGAAACAGAAUUUUAUGUUAUUAAUAAACAAGAACCAAUUGCACGAAUGGGUGAAGUUCUUUUUCAUGAUAUACUUUUUGUAACGACUAUUAUUGGUAUCUUUGCAUUAGCUUUUCUUAUUUUUAAAUUAAUGUUUAUGCCAAUACUGAAAUGGAUUAUUAAUCACAAAAAUUAUACAUAUCAAAUAUUAUAUGCUAUUCAUCAUCUUCAUCGACCAUUGUUUCGUGAUGAAUGUGGAAUAGAACAAUUCUUACUUAUUUUUCGAUUGCUUAGUGCACCGUCGGUAGUUGAAUGGUCUAAUACUGCCAAUUGUCUUUAUUAUCAAAUAAGUUUUCCAAAUUUUCCAUUCAAUAGUAUUGAAUUGUCUCAAUUACCUAUGUCAAUGACGAUAUUUUCAUUGAUUAUUUUCCAUUUUAUUCAUGUAACAACAUUAUCAUCAGAAUGUGAAUCGACUACAACAAUAUGGACAUAUUAUCCUUGUUCAUUUAUUAUUUCAUCAUCAUCAUCAUCAUUCUAUUGUCAACAAGCAUCAAUUAGUUUAUCAAUUGAUCAAUAUAUAGACAGAGAAAUAACGUUUUUCUGGCAUUUUCCAUAUGGUAAUAUGACAAUAACAUUGAAAUCAGAUAAAAAUCAAUCAUUUCUAUUACAUUUAUUUAAAAUGUCAUCAUUGAAGAAAAAAUUAAUUAAAAAUAUUUAUCAUCUAGUAAAUAAUAAAACUAUAAACGAACAAAAACUUAAUAUUGAUGAACAUGAAGUUAUUAUAAUACCUUCGAAUGAAUAUAAUCAUUGUUCAAUUAAAUUUGAAACAUCAAAUCGAAUUAUUUUUGAUUAUGGAAUAUUAAUACGAAUGUCGAUUCGGACUAAUGACAAUAAUAUUCAUUAG
Molecule: messenger RNA, 4218 nt
Organism: Rotaria sordida
Lineage: Eukaryota; Metazoa; Rotifera; Eurotatoria; Philodinida; Philodinidae
Source: the annotation of a GenBank genome assembly